ACAGAGAGGAGAACUGCGCGGGGGACGCGAUCAGCACAUUCAACAUAAUGACAACUAAAAUAACCACAGCUAGUCACAUAAUCAUAUUUAUAUAUAUAUAAAAACUCCUACGCUCACAUGCAGCAUAGAGCUAAGCCACACACGCAUAAAGUGUACAGUUUGAGAGUUGCUGUAUUAUUAUUGUUUGGAGAAAAUGCUGAUGGGAAUGUGUGAGGAGGUGUUUCUCCUCAGUGGCGGUAAGUGUGUAUGUAACAGGACUCAUGUUUACAGUAGUAGAGGGAUAUUUAACUAAAUAAACGAGUUAUAAAUGAAUCUGCCAAACGAUAACAAUGUUUUAAUUGAAAUGUGUGUCUGUUUGUGUUAAACGUUAUGUUUAGCUGUUUAAAACUGUAGCUAGGCUAAUGGUAGAGCUGCUGUUAUUGGUGGCUGCUGGUGUGAAAUGUCACAGAGUAACUCAGAAAGUGAUAUCUGGGAAUAUAAACCUCUUAAAAAGACCAAAAGACAAAAUAAUAAGUCACAAAAAUGCAGCGAGUCCGCAGCAAAGAGACAGAGGGUGAACAAGCAAGGGAAGGCAAAGAAACAGACAGAAGAUCAAAAUGCCAAAAACAAGGGCUGUAAUGGAUCUUCCACCAGGAAUCACCUGCCCGAGGAAUCUGUACAGAACACCAGUAUAAACGGAUCACUGACCACAGACCCUGAAACACAGGCUGCUGCUUCUCCUGAGGGUGAUACAGAAAGCCAGGGGUACUGUCCAAUCUGUCAAAUGCCUUUUUCUAUCUUGGUGGUCCAGUCUGAACGGUGGCAUGUUGCUGAGUGCUUGGAUACCCCUGGAGAAACUAGUAAAGAAUGCCCAUUUGGUCUUCAGUGCUCUUCGUCCAUUCCAAAUCAUUACAAGAGAUACUGCCACUCUCUUUUAGCUCAUAGUCGAGCAAUAAACAGCCCAGACUCAAGACUAGCCCCCUCAGACCAAUCACAUCUGGAGCAGACAUUGUAUGUCAGUGAUGCCAUCAUCUCUAGAAAAGAGAGCUCGGUGGACAGUGCGGUGAAUCUCUCUUCAGUGUCCAGCCAGAGUGCCUCUCCUAGUCAUGGAUCCAAGCAAUCUUGUACACCUGUUGGUCAACCCAAUGCGUUAAUGCGGCUAAGGUCCCCAGACCCUGAGGAUAUUAAAAAAAAGAAAGGUUGGUCCCCCUCUGCCAAAGUAUCAAGAUCCCAGUGUUCAUCUCAGGAACCUAAAAUUAGGAGUUCCACUCCUGUUAAAGCAGAAGGCAUCUGCUGUGCUGUUCAGACGGUUGAAGUAAAAGAGGAACCCUCUGCUUUAAACAACAACAAUGAUGAUAAUGAUGAUUAUAUUUCCUACUCUCCCCUUUCUGAGCUCCCUGCUGAAACAGAUGUUAUCUGUAGUAAGAAAAAACUGUUUCAGAGUACUGCAGUAGAAGAAGCGGAUAACGAUGAUGAUAAUGACUCACUGAUGCUGUUUGAUGAGACUGUGAGUGAGGAUGGUCUACUCUCUGAUGUCUUGGAGCAGUUUGAGAGAAGCCAAGAAGAUUCUCUCAGUACGGAGGCUCCGCCUGUGACCACCUGUGAUCAAUUAGAGUCCUUAGACCCAAUUGAAGAUGUUGCUGAUGAAGCAUUUGGGUCUCAUUCCAGUGUUAAACCCUCGCAAUACAAACAGUUGGUAAAAGACAGUGAAGGUAAAGGGAGCAAGACUCAGUUACAGUCUCCUGGAAGUUUAGUGUUGGAGCGCCUUCGUGAUCAUUUAUCUAACCCUGCAGAUUUCAACAGUCUUGACUCUACAUGUGCAGAAAUAGACUCUGUUUCUGAAAUGCCUUCCACCAUGCUCACCACCAAAAACCAGUCUCUCUCCACCAUUACUCCCAGUAAAACCCAGAACAAGGUCUCUGGGUUAAAGCAAACUGAUAUUGGUGUGUUCUUUGGAUUGAAGCCACUGAGUAAGAAGGCUGAAGAGAAGGUUAAUUCAGUGAAGGAAGAGGUGAGCUCUACUCCUAGAAAGAGCUCUGGACCUGCAGGACGGAAUACUAAACGUCAGGGUAGACAGCGCGGGAAGAGUGCUGCAGUCCACGAAGAGUCCACAGCAACGGAGGCAGUCGAGGAAGGAGCUGCUCAGCCCACGCAAACAGAAGGAGGCAGAGGAGUGAGGGCAGGGGGGAGGAAGAGGUGGAACAGAGGAAGAGCGACAGAUGGAGGACCAGUGGAGCCCAGGCGAUGCCCGUUCUACAAGAAAAUCCCUGGAACUGGCUUUGUAGUCGAUGCGUUUCAGUAUGGAACCAUUGAGGGCAUUACAGCAUACUUUCUUACACACUUCCACUCUGAUCACUAUGGAGGACUCACAAAAAGGUCCACACUUCCCAUCUACUGCAAUAAAAUAACUGGUAACCUGGUGAAGAGUAAGCUGAAAGUGGAUGAGCAAUAUGUCCACAUUCUUCCAAUGAACACGGACUGUGUGGUGGAUGGUGUAAAGGUCACCCUUUUGGAUGCUAAUCACUGUCCAGGGGCAGCUAUGUUGCUGUUUCUGCUGCCAGAUGGCCAGACCGUGCUCCACACAGGUGACUUCCGGGCUGAUCCCUCUAUGGAGCGCUACCCAGAGCUGCAGGGCUUCAGGGUUCAGACGUUGUAUCUGGAUACCACGUACUGCAGUCCAGAAUAUGCCUUUCCCACUCAGCAGGAGGUGAUAACUUUUGCUGCUAACACAGCCUUCGAGCUGGUCACACUCAACCCUCGGACGCUGGUGGUGUGUGGCACUUACGCUGUGGGGAAAGAGAAGGUUUUCUUGGCCAUAUCUGAUGUGCUGGCUUCUAAGGUGUACAUGUCUAGGGAUAGGUAUAACACUAUGUGCUGUCUGGAGUCCAAGCAGAUUUGCCAGUGUAUCACCACAGAUCCGAAGGCAGCUCGGGUCCACGUUCUCCCCAUGAUGCAACUCAAUUUCAAGAAUUUAGAGGCACACUUGCAUAAACAUUCACAAUCAUAUGAUCAACUGGUGGCUUUCAAGCCCACAGGCUGGACCUUCACUCACUCAGGGGAUGUGACAAACAUACAACCUGAAGUCAAAAACAACAUCAGUAUUUAUGGCAUUCCGUACAGUGAGCACAGCAGCUUCCUGGAGCUGAAGCGGUUUGUGCAGUGGCUGCAGCCUCUGAAGAUCAUUCCCACAGUGAAUGUAGGCAGCUGGAGCAGCAGGAAGGUCAUGCAGCAGUGCUUCAGCGAGUGGCAGACUGAGGCCAAAGCCCUGAACACAGUUCCUCGGAAAGGCUGCCGGAGCUCCUACACAAGGCAGUAAGGGGCCUCAUCAUAAAAGUCCAGCCUUUGACCAGGUAGUCAAACGCUGGCUUUAGGACCUGAUGCAAGUAUAGCUGGACAUACUUGUGCUCGUGUUAUAAAGGACCUUUCCUCUCAUUUAGAAAGAUGCACAGGAAGACCCAGAACCACGUUUUAUACAGAUUUUAAUACUGUUUUUUUUUAUAAAGAAGAUUUUACAGUGUUGCACAGUUAUUUACUAGUGAAAACCUGCUUUUACACGUCACACCCAAUUAAUAGACAAGUGACUAAAGCAGUUUGGAUAAAAGAUAAUAAAGUAAUAUUGUAUUGUCAGUCUGAGGUGGACUGUUGUCUUAAUAUUGAUCACUCCAUAACACUAAUGACUUUGAACUAUUGUGCGCGUGUGUGUGUGUGUGUGUGAGAGAAAGAAAUAUUCUGAUUGUUACAAAAUAUGUAAUUGAAAUAAAUACAUUUAAGCUAA
This is a messenger RNA of Astyanax mexicanus (Mexican tetra), 3754 nucleotides long. It is a transcript of the gene dclre1a, whose product is annotated as DNA cross-link repair 1A (PSO2 homolog, S. cerevisiae). Bases 440 to 3295 code for a protein of 951 amino acids. Gene Ontology annotation, molecular function: damaged DNA binding; 5'-3' DNA exonuclease activity. Lineage: Eukaryota; Metazoa; Chordata; Actinopteri; Characiformes; Acestrorhamphidae. The record is from RefSeq and is a predicted model, not a curated record. The transcript is spliced from 9 exons. Gene Ontology annotation, biological process: double-strand break repair via nonhomologous end joining; interstrand cross-link repair; protection from non-homologous end joining at telomere.